AUGGCGGACAAAAUCAUGGCUGAUUCGCUCUCGUCCGAAAAACCUGAGGACAAAUCAUCGCAAGAGGAGAGAUCUGGCAACGGCCAAAACCUGAUAGUAGACGAGGAGGAGCAAGAGAAACAGGCGGAACGUGAAUUGACUCAAACGGACCAUCUGAACAAGAAGUUAUUGAGCUCGUUUUUGGAUCGAUUGAACCAAGCAGCAACACAAUUCCCGGAAGUUGAACGGGCAAGAGAGCUCGAAGAGGAUGGUCGUGACAACAAACUUGCUGAAGAGGGUUUCGAAGACUAACAAUGAGUGUCCGAGUUAGAGACCUUGGAACUCAGCACGACAGACUUGUAUAUGGACAAAUACAGUGCUUAAUUGGUAUCUUUUUUAGCGUCAUGGUGCAUUUUAACUUCCGUAACGCUAUUCUCAGUUUGUGCCAGUGGAUGACUAGUAUAAAGGUCAAUUUCAUUAACCGACAGGACUACUCAGCACUACCCAGUGUUACAUGUGCAUCUUUUAUGGCUUUCACGUGACACACCUUGAACUUUGAAUGAAUCUCGACAAUAUUUAUGCAAAUGAGUUGUUACGCUGUGGGACGAAACUUUAUCUUGUAUCAUUGACCUGGUGAGAUCUCUGUAUUUUGUAUUGCUGCACAACAUAAACUGAACAAAGCGUACGUGUGAACCAUAUUUUGUUUGUUACCUAGGUACAGCCACCCCUCCUAAAUUGAAAAUAGUUGUACCAUGGGUAUUACAUCUCUCAUAUCAGGGUCACUAUGGUAUCACCUGCCCCUCCAGCAUGAUCUGACAACUGGAAAUUAUCAGUCGGUUUUUGUUUAUAAUCUUGAGGUAAAAAUAGAAUCUGUUUAUCUCAAAAAUCACGCAAUUAAUAAAGCAUCUUAAUGCGGGGGAGUCGUCACCUGCACAUACGUCAGAUGGCCAUAGCGUGUCAUUGUUCACAAACA
Messenger RNA from Saccoglossus kowalevskii, 952 nucleotides. RefSeq lists its product as uncharacterized. Lineage: Eukaryota; Metazoa; Hemichordata; Enteropneusta; Harrimaniidae. The record is from RefSeq and is a predicted model, not a curated record.